This is a messenger RNA of Grus americana (Whooping crane), 4642 nucleotides long. RefSeq names its product fukutin (gene FKTN). The transcript has 8 exons. NCBI's taxonomy places the organism in Eukaryota, Metazoa, Chordata, Aves, Gruiformes, Gruidae. Gene Ontology annotation, cellular component: Golgi membrane. Bases 323 to 1648 code for a protein of 441 amino acids. The record is from RefSeq and is a predicted model, not a curated record.
UUUACGGCCGCCAGGAAGGGCUGGCGGGCAGCUGCACGGCGGGUAAGGGUGGCCGGGCGGGGACCUGCGGUGUCCCGGCGCCGUGGCCCGGUGGGCGUGAGCGGGGAGGGCCGGGUGAGGGGCGGCGGUGCGGCUGACCUGCCCCGUAGCUGAGCUCCCGCUGCGGGUCCGCAGGGCUGCCGUGGGCCGCCGCGGCGCCCGGCUCGGGCCUGCUCAGCGCCCCGUUUUCCUCUGCCGGCGCGCAGGGAGGAGCUGGAAAACGGGAGAAGAUGAGCGACGCCGCGCUGCUUCCUGGCGGUGAUCGAGAGCGCCCCGAACACUAAUGCAGAAGAUCAAUAAGAACGUGGUCCUGGCGCUCCUUUCUCUGACCAGCCUGGUGUUCCUCCUCUUCCAGUUGUACUAUUACAAGUUCUAUCUCUCGCAGAAGCAUGUGGUUAGGAAGUUCCUAGGCUUAAUAUCCAGUCACAAUAUACCAGUGUAUUUGAUCGAUCCUUUGAUUCUGGGACUGGUUGAUAAAGACAUUGAACACAUCAGAGGUUCUUCUGAUGGCCCUAGUCCAGAAUGCAAGUACUUCUGUGCUCCAAGAGACUUUACUACAUUUGCACUACUGGACAAAACAUGGAAACAUGAAGCGGGCCUUUUUAGAACUGCGGAAAAAAUGGGGUUCCAAUGGCUAAAGAUUAUAAACAAGGACCCCCGCUUGGACGGGAUGGAUGACCUGUCUGGGGUUGAAAUUCCCUUGCACUACAUUUUUAAACUGGCAUCUCAUGCCAUUCACCUGGUGGUCUUCUAUGAGAGGAGUGGUAAUUAUCUGUGGCAUGGGCCCCUGAGACUCAAGCAACAUAUGGACAGAAAGUUUGUGCCUUUCCGGAAACUCCACUUUGGUCGCUACCCUGGAGCAUAUGAAAAGCCAGAACUUCUGCUUGUUUCCAUUGAUGACUUAAAAGUUCAAAUUCCAAAAAAUCCAUCCAGUUUUCUAGAGGAGAUGUCACACUCUAGAUUUCUUGAAUGUAGGUACAGAGAAGCUCGGGCUUUCUUUCAGCUGUAUCCUGAUGAUGCCUCUCUUGAUGCAGUGGAGUUCAGAAAGAAAGCAAAAUCCUUGCUCCAUCUGGCUGCCCUGACACUGAAUAACUUAGGAGUAAAGUUCUGGCUGAGCAGUGGAACAUGCCUUGGCUGGUAUAGACAAUGCAAUGUCAUUCCUCACAGCAAAGAUGUGGAUUUGGGAGUCUUUAUAAGGGACUAUAAAGCAGAUAUCAUUCCCGCCUUUCAAAAAGCAGGAUUACCACUGAAGCACAAAUUUGGCAAGGUAGAAGACAGCUUGGAACUCUCUUUCCAGGGAGAAGAUGAUAUGAAACUUGAUAUUUUUUUCUUCUAUGAAGAGGAUGACCACAUAUGGAAUGGAGGAACUCAGGCCAAAUCGGGCAAGAAAUUUAAGUAUCUCUUUCCAAAGUUCACUCUGUGUUGGACUGAAUUUGUGGAACUCAGGGUACACGUGCCCUGUGAAACCCUUCAGUAUAUUGAAGCCAACUAUGGCCCAGACUGGAAGGUUCCUGUGAAGACAUGGGACUGGAAGAGCUCACCAUCCAACGUGCAGUACAAUGGUGUCUGGCCUGUUGAUGAAUGGGACGAUGUCAUUCAAAUUUACUGACCGCCUGACUGCUAACAGAGCAUGCCUGCUAUCUUUGAAACUGUCAGUUUGUGAUUUCCUAUUUCCCUAAGGCAUCGAGAUCCAUUCCUGUUGUAACUUCUCAUCUGUUUCCUGAGGAGACUUUUACCGUUUUUUGCUUAAUAGUUCUUUUUUUUCACCUUCAUCGUGGAUUUUCCAGGUAGCUAAAGGAAAAGAUUAAAGGCAACUGAAGAGAAGGGAAGCUGAAAGAAAGGCUGCGCAAAUGGAAUAGAGAAGAUGUUGCAGUAAAGUUAUGAGCAGUUGACUAUUUAAAUGUAAACAGUGGCCAGGUGGCUUAGACUUUCCUGGGAUCAUCAAAACCUUGGGACUGUUCACUUCUCAAGCUGAAGAGAGGGAUGCAAUGGAAAAAUCCCAGAGAAGUUCCUGUGAAUAUUCAGCUUUUAAGCACCAGAGUUAUGAGCACCUUCAACUGUGCUUGAUUUGACACUGAUGUAUCCCUUUGCUAAGCAACAGGUUGCUCUUGGGAGUGGAAUGUUUCUAUUACUUGGAACCCAUGUGACCCACCUGCUUUACAUGUAGGAGGUACUGGGUAAUGGUGUAAUACUAAAUUAAUGUCAGGAGAAACUAUCCACAUCAGAUAUCUUCCAGUAACGGUUGAGUUUUUCACCAACUAACCACUGCAUGCAAUUAUGACAGGGAAUGUUAUCUGGUUUUUGUUUUCUUUUUUUUUAAGAACAUGAAGGUGUAUGCCACAGGGAUGUCUUUCCCAUGAAAAAAUAAAUAAUCUGGUUUUGAUGUCCCAGUUAGUGUGUUCUACCUGUAAGAGUUUUGACCAGAUUUUAGAAAAUUAUAGUUAUCCCUGCUUUCUUACAAGUAGAUAGAAAUGGGGGUAUGGAUAGUUUUCUGUUUAACAGGGGCUUGCAGAACAAAGAGGUCUCAGAGAAUUGCAUCUCUUUUCUCUAAGUGUAACAGAAGUGGGUACAAAUACUAACUGUUCCAUCAAAUGUGCAGUAGCAUCACUGCAAGUGAAGUGUUAGUGUAACAUGAGGCUUUGGAUGAGAGGAGAGUGGAAGCCAAACAACUCUCUCCUCCUGCUUCUGCUUGUGCUUUGGUCAAUGAAGUUAAGCUUUCUUCUUCAGUAAUUUGGAGAGGGAUGAUAGUUUUCAUAUGAGUGUGUAUGUCCAAGUUUGUUCCAGUCCUCCUGUGCAGGGAAGACGAGCACUAGAGCCGCUAGUGAGUUAUGACAGUUCUAACGCUGGUACUUGUGAACCAGUGUCAAGGUACUGAAUAGAGCUUGUGUUUACAUGCAAUAAACCUGUAUCCAUUCUUUCCUUACUAACGCAGAAAGGCUACCUAUGACUCAUGGCUUUUCCGCCUUUCACUGGGUAGAGGUAGGUUGAGUCUGUGGUUUACGUUCUGUUGAUCUGUAGGUUAUGGGACUGUAUUCAAACCUGUACAGUUCUGGAGAGAUGAAAUAGCUACUGCCGUGCAACAGUUUUACUGUUGUGUCAUUCCAGGUGCACUCUGGGGCUUCCCUGCUGUUUUUGUCCUGAGGUGUGCUGCAUGCUUUUUCAUGCCAAUCCUCUCGGUUCCAGCAGUCUCCUGCCACUGAAGCACUGGAGUAAAUUGUUCAGCUUCCGAACAUCUUUGUUGGUGACAUAAAUAAUGGGAUCAAGUGCACCUUCAGCAAGUUUGCCGCCGACACCAAGCUAUGUGGUGUGGUCAACACGCUGGAGGGAAGGGAUGCCAUCCAGAGGGACCUUGAGAGGUCGGCCUGUGUGAACCACAUGAAGUUCUGCAAGGCCAAGUGCAAGGUCCUGCAUGUGGGUCAGCUCAAUCCCAAAUACCAACACAGACUGGGCAGAGAAUGGAUUGAGAGCAUUGAGGAGAAGGACUUGGGGGUGUUGGUGGAAGAGAAGCUCAACAUGAGCCAGCAGUGUGCGCUUGCAGCCCAGAAAGCCAACCGUAUCCUGGGCUGCAUCCAAAGAAGUGUGACCAGCAGGUCGAGGGAGGUGAUCUGCUCCUCUGCUCUCAUAAGACCUCACCUGGAGUACUGUGUCCAGCUCUGGGGGCCCCAGUACAGGAGAGACAUGGAGCUGUUGGAGACUAUCCAGAGGAGCGCCAUGAAGCUGAUCAGAGGGCUGGAGCACCUGGAGCCUGUGAGGACAGGCUGAGAGAGUUGGGGUUUUGAGCCUGGAGAAGGCUCCAGGGAGACUUUAGAGCAGGCUUUCAGCACCUAAAAGAGACCUACAGGAAAGCUGGAGAGGGACUGUUUACAAGGGCAUGUAGUGAUAGGACAAAGGGUAAUGGCCAUCAGCUGAGGGAGGGUUGAUUUAGAUUAGAUAUUAGGAAGAAAUUUUUCACUGUGAGGGUGGUGAGGCACUGGAACAGGUUGCCCAGAGAGGCUGUGGAGGCCCCCUCUCUGGAACUGUUCAAAGCCAGGUUGGAUGGGGCUUUGGGCAACGUGGUCUAGUGGAGGGUGUCCCUGCCUAUGGCAGGGGGUUGGAACUAGAUGAUCUUUAAGGUCCUUUCCAACCCAAACCAUUCCAUGAUUCUAUGAUUCUAGCAACAACUUGUCAUGCUGGCUUUUCAGUUGGUACAGUAACUUCGUUAGCUUUGCCUAAUUGAGGAGAGAUGUAAAAUCCUACUAAUGCCAUUUACUCGGUAAAGUAAACAUUACAUCAUAAGGGAUAAUUUCUCAGGUACAGUUUUUUGUAUUUUUUCCUUAAAAUGAAAAAAGCCAAUGUCCUUAUGGUUUUUGUUUUCAGAACUCUGUUGUCAUGAACUUCUUUGUUUAGUAACAUACAAUAAGCAUGUAAGUUUUUCAAAUGCGAUAGAUGUUUAAGAGUGAAAAAAAAAGAUACUAUCAGAGAAUUAUAAUCCUGUCAGAUUUUUGACUUUGUAGAUGGAAAGACUGAUGGAAAAAAAUGCAUGUCCCUGAAAGGGAAGAUGUUUUAAAUAGUUGAUUAUACCUGAAAGUUAUUCUUCAGAUUAAAAUAUUUUCUCUUUAGAAGA